AUGGUUUCAUCAAGAAAGAGUAGAAUUUUGGCUCUUAGUGCCUUUUUAUUGACAAUUGUCUUUAUAUUUAUUCAAACACAUAAUAAUAAAAGUUUAAAUGAUUCAAUUAUAGAUAAAACUGAUCCAUCAUCAAAUAAACCAAAUUUAGAAUCAACAACAAAUCAAAUUGGAGCUAUAGAUGAAUCUAAAAUCAAAUCAAAUGAAGAAAAAUUAAAUAAUAAAUUAAAUCAAAAUGAUGGUAAAGAUGAUAGUAAUGUUGAAAUUAAACAAAAACAAAAACAAAAACAAGAAGGUAUUACAGAUGAAUCAAAUAUUAAAACAACAUUUGAUGCAGCACAAGAAUUCCAAUCUAUUAUAGGAUUAUCUCCAGUUGUUAUUUUUUCAAAAACUUAUUGUGGAUUUUCUCAAGCUUUGAAAAAUCUUUUAAAAUUUGAAUAUGAAAUUAAUCCACCUCCAACUAUUGUUGAAUUAGAUAAACAUAAAAAUGGUCGUGAAUUACAAGAUUUCAUUGCAAGUAAAUCUGGAAGAAAAACAGUUCCAAAUUUAUUUAUAAAUGGUGUUUCAAGAGGUGGUUCAGAUGAAAUGAAGAAAUUACAUGAUGAAGGUAAAUUAUUAGAAAGUUUAAAUUUAUGGGGUGAAAAGGGUAUUAAAGUUAAUAAGAUUAAUGCUCCAUCAAAUAGUUAA
Molecule: messenger RNA, 684 nt
Organism: Hansenula ciferrii
Lineage: Eukaryota; Fungi; Ascomycota; Saccharomycetes; Phaffomycetales; Wickerhamomycetaceae
Product: glutaredoxin
Exons: 1
Coding region: 1-684 (227 amino acids)
Biological process (GO): cellular response to oxidative stress
Cellular component (GO): cis-Golgi network; cytoplasm; Golgi lumen
Molecular function (GO): glutathione disulfide oxidoreductase activity
Source: RefSeq, a predicted model, not a curated record